Molecule: messenger RNA, 2358 nt
Organism: Phytophthora infestans T30-4
Lineage: Eukaryota; Oomycota; Peronosporomycetes; Peronosporales; Peronosporaceae
Product: ferric reductase, putative
Exons: 4
Coding region: 1-2358 (785 amino acids)
Cellular component (GO): plasma membrane
Molecular function (GO): calcium ion binding; oxidoreductase activity
Source: RefSeq, a predicted model, not a curated record
AUGGAUCGUUCUCGAAAAAACCCGGGGCGCAGCAAGUCAAAGGACGGCCUGAAAAUAACCCCAGCCAAGACCCAGGCACUCAUUGAUGUCUCGAUACCGUCACCCAAUGCCCCACACUUUGGCGACAAAAGUACCCCGAUGAUGUCUACGAUGGUCAACAUGAACCAGAACCCGCCACUUCGGAAGCCAGCGGCCACCAAUUUCAUGGACAGCAGCAAAUUCGUGACUGCCACGACCCACGCUAUGGGCAACUGCAGGAGCCACAACCGCCGAUCCCGUCGUCGCCGUGCCAAUGUGGACGCCAUGAUGUGCUCGAACAUGGUUCGUCAGAGCUUGACGCUUUCCGCGUCAAGCGUGUCAUCGAAUUCCAGUGCAGCUCAUAAGAACUGCCGUGUUGCCCCGCCCGCAGGCAAGAACGACAUGUACGGCCCACCUCCCGGAAGUGACGUGGUGACCGUACCAAUCCCUGGGGACUGCAACUUUGAGCAACAGUACAAUACCUUUUCGCAGGCGUUUGAAGUGGACGGCGAUGAGUUCGACGGCUACGCUACUAGCACCGGUACGAUCGACGGCAACGCUAUCCUAAUUGACGCUGUGAUGAAACUCGGGGUGAACGCUCAAGAGAAACUACGCUUCAUCUUUGACACACUGGACCCUGACAACACCGGAUACGUGGUCGAAGAGCAAAUCGUCCAGCUACUCGAGUCGAACUUCUCCAGUGCUAAGAUCGACGUUGUCGGUAUGGAGUUCAGGACGGUGGCCAAGCUCAUGUUCCGCAAGGCCCGUGUUCAGAACGAUGCGAUGACGUUUAAACAAUUUUGCGGGGUAUUCGAGCCGUACAGUAAAUUUGGUCAGUGGUACAAUGACAACAAGCUCCGAAUCUGGUGGCUCUUCAUCUACUUCAUACUGAACAACAUUGCCUUCUGGGUCAAGUGGUUCAUGUACGAGGUCGACCCGGCCAUCGGUUGGGGUCUCCGUAUCGCUCGUGCCAACGCGCAGGUAGCCAUGCUUAACUGUGUGUUUGUAUUGCUUCCGAUGUGUCGUUCCAUCACGCAGGUCAUGAAGCGCAGCAAGUUCUUGUGGCGUAUUAUCCCGUUUGACGACCAUAUCGCGUUUCACAAGAUCUCGGGUAGCGUGCUGCUCAUUGCUGGUCUCAUCCAUACGAUCGCUCACGUUUUCAACGAGAUCUACUUGUACCUGAUCGCCACCCCAGACGAGGUCAAGCGCUCCAUCUUUGUCACUCGUCACGUGUCGACGUUUGUGAACGGUGAACGACCUCCGUUCACUACGAUGCUGCAGGCUCUUCCGGUCUGGACGGGUGUGAUUCUUCUCGUCAUCACUUGCAUUUCAUUCCCGCUAGCUGCGAUCCCCAAGUUCCGUCAGGGCAGAUUCAAUCUCUUCUGGUACUCGCACAUGCUCUUCGGACCUUUCCUGGUUGUGCUGGCCUUCCACGGAGCUACCUCGUGGCUUGCUCGUUGUUCAGCCUACAUCUGGAUCACACCUCCAUUCCUCAUCUAUCUGAUUGAACGUCGUUUCCGCUACGCCAAGAUGUUUGCUGCACCGGUGCGUAUCAUGGAGGCUAUGGAGCUUGACGGGACAGUGGCUUUGUUCAUCGAGAAACCGCGUCGAUUCGUCUACAGACCUGGCAUGUACUUGUACCUCAACUGUCCUCAGGUUUCGUCUCACGAGUGGCAUCCGUUCACGAUUUCAUCCGCUCCUGGCGACAACUACAUCAGCAUUCACAUUCUAUACCUUGAUGGUCCCAUUGGCGCACCGACCCAGGAUUAUCACCGUUAUAAAACGGUGAUCUGCAUCGGUGGUGGCAUCGGUGUCACCCCGUUCGCGUCGAUUUUGAAAGAUGUGGUUCAUCUGUGGGAGGACAACCGUUGCCUAAAUUGCAACCACAUUCGUCACCCGAGCUCGUUCCAGAUCCAAAAGCUCUACUUUCACUGGGUAACCCGUGGCCAGGAGUCUCUUAGUUGGUUCGAGGGCACCAUGAAGCAGAUCACCGAAAUGGACCGCGACAACGUGAUUGAGACGCAUCAGUAUUUGAGUACUGUGGUGUUGGGUGGAGAAGAAAACACCUCGCAGCUUAAGAUGUUUCAGGAGUUCGUGCACGAACAGACAGGCAAGGAUUUUGUUUCUGGAAUGGAUACGAAGCAGCUCACGCACUUCGGCCGACCAGACUGGGACAAGGUUUUCGCAGAAGCUAGAGCCAAGCAUCCCGGUGAAGAAGUUGGUGUGUUCUGCUGCGGACCCCACGAACUAGAAGAAAUAUUGUACAACGUGUGCAAGAAGUACUCGUCCUCGAAGGCGGAGGGUACUAUCUUCGACUUCCACUCGGAAAAGUUUGCGUAA